AUGGCGGGAAUGGCUAUGCUGGUGAUGAGGGUGGUGGUGGCUGUGGUGGUGUUGGUUCUCUUACUGGCGUUAGGUUCGCGGGCAGUGGAUGUUCAUCAGCUAAGGCUGGUGGCGGCCAAGUAUAAUGUAACCUCCAUCAUAGUUUUUGGCGAUUCCAGUGUUGAUCCUGGCAACAACAACCUUCUCGAUACCAAUGCGAAAGGAAAUUUCCCACCUUACGGGGAAGACUUCUUUAAUCACCGCUCUACCGGAAGGUUGAGCAAUGGAAGACUUGCCACGGACUUCAUCGACUCCCAUAUUGCAUGCAGAAUGGCUAUGCUGGUGAUAAGGGUGGUGGUGGCUGUGGUGGUGUUGGUUCUCUUACUGGCGUUAGGUUCGCGGGCAGUGGAUGUUCAUCAGCUAAGGCUGGUGGCGGCCAAGUAUAAUGUAACCUCCAUCAUAGUUUUUGGCGAUUCCAGUGUUGAUCCUGGCAACAACAACCUUCUCGAUACCAAUGCGAAAGGAAAUUUCCCACCUUACGGGGAAGACUUCUUUAAUCACCGCUCUACCGGAAGGUUGAGCAAUGGAAGACUUGCCACGGACUUCAUCGGUAACCAAAAACCAGUCUUGCCAUGUUUUACUUUUUUUGGUUUUUAGACCACAUUAUUAUCCCCUUAGGCACGUAAAUCGAGGGUGUUAAGAGAGAUGAACUAGAUAUAAACCUAAUCAUUAACAUUAUUUGUACAAAGUGUUUACUCUCGAAUUUGUUUUAAUGUAGAGGAAAGAGAUUGACUUAAG
Molecule: messenger RNA, 777 nt
Organism: Ilex paraguariensis (yerba mate)
Lineage: Eukaryota; Viridiplantae; Streptophyta; Magnoliopsida; Aquifoliales; Aquifoliaceae
Source: the annotation of a GenBank genome assembly